Molecule: messenger RNA, 1252 nt
Organism: Helianthus annuus (common sunflower)
Lineage: Eukaryota; Viridiplantae; Streptophyta; Magnoliopsida; Asterales; Asteraceae
Product: G patch domain-containing protein 8
Exons: 8
Coding region: 187-1092 (301 amino acids)
Molecular function (GO): nucleic acid binding
Source: RefSeq, a predicted model, not a curated record
AAAGCCCCUAAAUCUGGAUGAUGAUUAAAAUAAUAUCACUUCUCUGUUCUUCCAAAUCCCAAUCGACGAUUCCAGAUAAACUCUCUCUCAAUCAAAAUCUCACUGCAAACAUUGCUUCCGAUUGACCUGUAAUCUGUUGCUCCAGCUCAUAUCGAUUCCAGCUUGAAGUAUUGAGACUGUAUUGAAAUGGAUAACAGAAGGUACAAUGGCAGACAGUACAUACAAAAAAGGCAAUACAAAGCAGACGAGGAAGAUGAGGCUUCUGUUCUUGAGGAGUUCGCUGAAGAAUUUCGCCUACCUAUUAAUCAUAGGCCAGUAGAAAACGUCGAUCUUGAUAAUGUUGAACAGGCAUCAUUAGACACACAAUUAACAUCGUCCAAUGUCGGUUUUCGACUUCUUCAAAAGAUGGGAUGGAAAGGGAAAGGUCUUGGGAAGAAUGAGCAAGGAAUAACCGAGCCCAUCAAGUCUGGAAUAAGAGAUUCAAAGUUAGGGUUAGGGAAACAAGAGCAAGAUGAUUUCUUUACCGCAGAAGAAAACAUUCAGAGGAGGAAACUCGACAUCGAACUCGAGGAAACGGAAGAAAUCGCAAAGAAACGGGAGGUUAUGGCGGAUCGAGAGCAUAGAAUUCAAUCCGAGGUCAAGGAAAUACGGAAAAGUUUCUAUUGUGAGCUUUGCGACAAGCAGUACAAGUUAGCGGUUGAAUUUGAAGGUCACCUUAGCUCAUAUGAUCACAAUCAUAGAAAGCGUUUUAAAGAAAUGAAAGAAAUGCAUGGAAGCAGCAGUCGUGAUGAAAGGCAAAAACGUGAACAACUGCGUCAGGAGAGGGAGAUGGCCAAGUUUGCUCAGAUGGCUGAUGCCCAUAAACAACAACAGCAGCAACAACAGCAGCAGCAGCAACAACAAGAAGAUUCUGAAAAAAGUAAUCAACCUGUGAAGAAUGCUACUGUUCUUGUAGAUCAAGAUCAAAGGAAGGCGUUGAAAUUUGUAUUUUCUUCAAAAGUCGGUGCAUCCAAGAGUUCUAGCAAGUUUGUUGCAAAGAAGGCAAAAACACCUAUCGCGUCGGUUUUUACCAAUGAUAGUGAUGAAGAAUAGUGUUUACCUGAAAAUAAGAAACAGUUCAGGAAGUUGUACUCUACUUGAUGUACUUGUAAACUUAUAAUCUUUUUUUUCUUCUUUUGUUUCUCUUGACAUAGAAUUUAUGGUUCCAUACUUUUUUUUAAGUGAAUUAAGGUAUUGGCUAAUUUUCAUGUCA